GGUCCUGUACCCUAAUAGGCCAUAGAAGGAUGCAAAUGAUAUGACUAUGGCUAUCUUUUACAUGCGGUACAGUUUGCACCUGCAAUCUAGUGCCAUAAUACUGAAAUUGUCCCUUACUAAAUUGGCCCGGAAUCAAUGCGAUCAGACGUCGGCAGAAGCUUCUGUGAGAUGAUUCCGUUCAUUUUCUGUCUGGUGAAACGUCGUGGGGACUAAUCAUUAGCUGCACUGGUUCAAUAAACUCUGAAUUUCAGAUAGCCACAGCUAUAUCUACAGCACGUAAGGCCAGAGAGGUCUACAGUCUGCAGUAACGACAACAGCUCCAGGCAUGAGUCUGGCUCUUUAUGACCAAAGCUUUUUUGCAACCAACAAACCUAUUUUCGCAAGAUGCCAAGAAGUGACACCUGGCUGGGUGGAGUAGUGUUAGACACAAUGAGAGAGAUGGACAGCGCGGGCAGCUGUGACAGUGUUGUCAGCUUCAACUCUGGAUUUAGCGAUGACAGCCUGGAGCACCUCUCUGCAGAGGAGAGAGCCUGCCUCAUGUUCCUGGAGGAGACCAUCGAAGCCCUUGAGACGGAGGAGGACAGCGGACUGUCCAAUGACGAGCCAGACGCUGUUCCGGCACCAGGGAAUCUGGUCACUAGAAUGGCGAACCUCUCUGCCUCCAUGAGCCACAGCAAAAAAAAAAAUGAAGUGUCCAUUUGUCACAAGGCAGAGCCUGUGAACAGAAUCAGCAAAGAUCACAACCAGAUCCUGAAUUAUCUGGUUCCCACACCUCUGGUCCUGGCCAGUGGGUCCACCAAUGUCCUUUCCAAACCAAGGAGGGGUUUCACACCAAAGGGAGGAAGCUCUCCCAAAAAAACUAUGCCAGCUGUGACCAGUAAAGCACCGCCAGCUCACCCCACCAUCCCAUCUGAGGUGAACGUAGUGGUGAUCCCUCCUCCGCUGAAAGAGACCAGCAGCCCAGCGAGAGCCACUGACCACCCAGCCCCAGGGGAGCAGAGGCUGGCGGAGUGCGCUUCCCCACGGGGCCCGCUGUCAUACGAAGGCCUGGUGCAGCUCCGCAAGGCCGCCUCCAUGAAGAAAGCCCAGGAGGCCUCCCACACCACACAGAGCCAGGCUAAGCAGCCCGCUAAGCCAAUUAAACAGAUUCUCCUUGACGAUGGGAGUCCACAUGCCCAGAGUGACCAGUAUGGCGUCAGAAAGCCCAGCCCUCCCACUGUGGCACCGAAACCGAAAAAGAUCCCCUCGAAUAUUCCCACGAGUCCGCAGACGGACAAGACUGUUAUGGAUCCUAAGAAGGUCAGGAUGGAGGCAUUGUAUAAACUGGGCCUCUUGAAGGAUCAAGAGGCAUCCACAACGCCACAUCAGUCUAAAUGGGUGCGCCCACCUACGUGUCCACCUCCUCCUCCUCCUCCUCAUCCCCCUCCUGACCCUUGUUCAGUCCCGGAGCCACCCUUCUGCAAACCACCUCCCGUACCUACCACGGUGGCGCUCAAAACUAGGCAGACGCACUGGACGAGCGGCGGGGUCCACCACCGCUCCCUGAGUGACGCCACGUCCGGCGCUCAGCAGCUGUCGGUGAAGCCUGUUGCGGGCAAGGCGGCCACCCUGGAGCGCUCUGGACCGGGGAUGGGCAGCUCGCUGUCCAGCCACACAGUCUCAGACAGCGGUUACAGGGACUCCAAAAACAACCCACCGGAGUGGACAAACAACAAUAACAACAGCGUCCUUCACAACUGCAAGCCCCGCUCCUCAACACUGGACAUGAGAAAAGACUGCAAAGACAGCGGGCAGAGGGAUGGGGGCUCUUCAGCGCAGUGGAAGUCCCUAGAGUCCGGGGUCAAACGUCCUGUGUUGAGCCAGCCAGUGCCCCACAGUGGACUGAUGCUGCCUCGCAUGGGUGAGGACCGGCGGGAAGCCCUGAGGAAACUAGGGCUGUUAAAGGACUAGAUGCCAUUCACUGCCCUCCCCCCAAAAAACUACAUUUCCCAAAAUUCAAAGGUUUAUGUGGUAUGUUCAAAA
Messenger RNA from Alosa sapidissima (American shad), 2022 nucleotides. RefSeq lists its product as uncharacterized. NCBI's taxonomy places the organism in Eukaryota, Metazoa, Chordata, Actinopteri, Clupeiformes, Clupeidae. The record is from RefSeq and is a predicted model, not a curated record. The transcript has 4 exons. Bases 385 to 1950 code for a protein of 521 amino acids.